This is a messenger RNA of Aspergillus homomorphus CBS 101889, 821 nucleotides long. Its product is annotated as Mic19 family protein. The record is from RefSeq and is a predicted model, not a curated record. Lineage: Eukaryota; Fungi; Ascomycota; Eurotiomycetes; Eurotiales; Aspergillaceae. The coding region runs from base 51 to 686 and encodes 211 amino acids. The transcript is spliced from 3 exons.
AUCCCUUUUAACGAAAAACCGCACACACAACCCUCUCAAUUCAUCACAUCAUGGGCGCCGGCAGCUCCAAGCCCGAGGCUUCGGCCGGCUCGAAACACGUUUUCACGAGCAACUCUCCCGUCCAGUUCUCCUCCAACCUAGUUGAGUCCCUUCAGAGCAACACCGAGACCGAUUCCUCCCGUGCCAGAGCCCUCGAACUGCAGAUCCAAGAGCGCGUCUCGGAAGAACUGGAGCGUCUCCGCGCCCGCGAACAGCAAACCCUCGCCGAGAUCGAGAAGCGCCUCGCCGAAGUCAAAGAUAGCGCCUCCUCCACAUCAGCCUCCACUUCUUCGUCCUCCUCCCCCAACAUCGCCUAUCCUCCCGGCUCCCUGAACCUGGACGCGCCGCGCAUCCCCUUCGCCGGCCGCGAAGCGACGCCCGCCCCGGCGCCCGAGAACCAGAAGCCGAUCAACCUGGACGUGUCGCGCGACUCGGUGAACUCAGAGAUCGAGGAGCUGCGCGCCCGGCUCGAGGGCCGGCGGCGGUUGGCGCAGCUGGACGAGGGCGUCGAGAAGGCCAAGGCCGAUGUCGUUGGUUGCCUGCGGUUGAAUGACCGGCGGCCGUUGAACUGCUGGAAGGAGGUCGAGAGCUUCAAGCGCGAGGUCGCUAAGAUGGAGGAGGCGUUUGUGGAUCGGAUUGUGGGUUGAGAGGGAUGCUUUCGUGGUUCAAAGAGAAACGAGUCAAAAAAACUCCGGGCUUGGGGGAUUUGGGGGCCCGAUGUUAUAGUGGCCUGAUCAAGGGAAUCUUGGGCUUGCGUGUACGUGUGUAGAGAGAGAGGAGUG